AUGAUAACUUAUUUAAAAAAAGUAAAAUUAAAUAAAGAUAAAAAAUUUUUAGAAAUAAUUGGACGUGAAAAUUUUGGUACAGUUAAAAUACCAGAAAGCUUAAGGAGUUUUUAUGAGAAAAAAAAAGAAGAAAUAGAAUUAAAAAAAAAAAAGUUAGAAGAAAAAAAGAAAAAAAUGGACAAAGUUACAAUAUCAAAAGAAAGGAAAAAUAAAUUUAAAUCAUCUAAAGGGCAACAUAAUAUAUAUUAA
Plasmodium gallinaceum is the source of this 249-nucleotide messenger RNA. Its product is annotated as conserved Plasmodium protein, unknown function. The coding region runs from base 1 to 249 and encodes 82 amino acids. NCBI's taxonomy places the organism in Eukaryota, Apicomplexa, Aconoidasida, Haemosporida, Plasmodiidae. The transcript has a single exon. The record is from RefSeq and is a predicted model, not a curated record.